AUGAGUCUCUGGGUAGACAAACAUCGUCCCAAUACCCUGGACAAACUGGAUUAUCAUAUUCAUAAGGCUGAAAUCCUUAAAAAACUUAUCGCCAGUGGGGAUUUCCCACACCUGCUCUUUUAUGGUCCCCCUGGUGCAGGGAAAAAAACAAGGAUUUGCUGUUUGCUUCGCGAGCUUUAUGGCCCUGGUGUUGAUAAGUUGCGUAUCGAACAUCACACUUUCGUAGCUCCAUCAAAGAAGAAAGUAGAUAUUUCCACCGUAUCUAGUAAUUAUCAUUUAGAAGUUAACCCGAGCGAUGUCGGCAUUUAUGAUAGGCUUGUUGUCCAGGAGUUAAUAAAAAAUAUGGCAUCCACCGCACAAUUAGAAAGUUCGUCUCAGCGUGAAUUCAAGGUUGUCGUAAUCCACGAAGUGGACCGGCUCACCAAGGAUGCUCAACAUUCACUUCGUAGAACCAUGGAAAAGUAUAUGGAAACAUGCAGGCUCAUACUUUGCGCUGAGUCUCUUUCAAAGGUAAUCCCAGCUGCUCGCUCUCGGUGUCUUCCUGUUCGUGUGGCUUCGCCAACUGUUGAUGAAAUCGUGGCCAUACUUUGUAAUGUCGCGAAGCGUGAGGGCUUGAAAUUACCCACAGAGCUAGCCGAGCGCAUUGCAACAGCUUCUGACCGAAACUUACGCCGCAGUCUUCUACUGGCGGAAGUAGCUCGAGCCCAACAUUAUCCCUAUACUCCUGAACAGAAUGUCCCACUUCCUGAUUGGCAAAAUUUCAUAGCUGAUACAGCUGCUAGUAUUCUUGGAGAACAAAGUCCUCGAAGAAUAAUGGAAGUUCGUGGCAAGCUCUACGAGUUACUUGCUCAUUGCAUUCCACCUGAUGUCAUAUUUAAGGGUCUAGUUGAUAACCUGCUGGCGUCCUGCGAUGGCAGUCUGAAGUUGGAGCUAGCGAAUCUGGCAGCUACGCACGAACACCGCAUGCAACUUGGGCAAAAGCCAAUAUUCCAUUUGGAAGCCUUUGUGAUCGCUUUCAUGGCUGUCUACAAACGUUUCAUUGAGGAUGCUCUCAAUUUAAGUGAAUUUUGA
Messenger RNA from Mesocestoides corti, 1071 nucleotides. Lineage: Eukaryota; Metazoa; Platyhelminthes; Cestoda; Cyclophyllidea; Mesocestoididae. The record is from the annotation of a GenBank genome assembly.